Hemisphaericaspora subhashii is the source of this 2298-nucleotide messenger RNA. It is a transcript of the gene UPC2, whose product is annotated as Upc2p. The transcript has a single exon. The coding region runs from base 1 to 2298 and encodes 765 amino acids. Gene Ontology annotation, molecular function: DNA-binding transcription activator activity, RNA polymerase II-specific; zinc ion binding. Gene Ontology annotation, biological process: regulation of transcription by RNA polymerase II. NCBI's taxonomy places the organism in Eukaryota, Fungi, Ascomycota, Pichiomycetes, Serinales, Debaryomycetaceae. The record is from RefSeq and is a predicted model, not a curated record.
AUGUCUGCCGACAAUUCAUCAUCUCAAUCAAAUCCAAUUGAUAAUAGUCAACCACAAAAUUCCCAAGAACAACACACUGACAAAAAGGGAAGGUCAUCUACUGGUAAAAGAAAAUAUCAUCAAAAAUCAAGAAAUGGUUGUUCCACAUGUAAAAAACGAAGAGUUAAAUGUGAUGAAACAAGACCAAUUUGUAAUAAAUGUAAGAAUUUAAAUUUAGAUUGUGGAUAUUUACAUCAAGAUCCAAAUGAUUCUGCACAUAUUCAAGAGAAUCCAAAAUCUGAAAUAAAACAUUCUGAUGAACCUAAAGUGAAAAAGAGAAAAGUUUCACUGUCUUCCAUAUCUUCUGAAUCAUCCAAUGAAGCCAAUUCCAUUCCUGUUGCUCAACAAGCUACACCUUCAUUGACACCUAGUCCCAGUAUGGCAGCACAUGGAAAAUCAGCUCCUCAAUUUACGGCCAAUGGUAGCAGUGCCACCACCGCCGCCGCUAACAAUAUACCACAAGGACAAGUGCCACAAAUUCCUCCUGGUUUAUUCCUGAAUAAUUCUAAUAACCCACUUAAUGCUUUGGCAUCUGGUCUUUUAAGUGCUGGGAAUUUAAAUAAUUUAAAUAUUGCUCAUUUGGUUAAUAAUUUAUCAGGCUUAUCGGGUGAUCUUGGAGGUGGUCUUGGCAAUUUAGCUAGCUUAUCUAAUUUAGCUACCUUGGCACAAUUACCUGUUGAUUUAAGUAGUUUAGGGUCACAGAUUGAUCCACUGAUUUUACAAAAUUUGGUUGCAACUUUUGCUGGUGCUGGAGGAGCCCUUCCUCAUGGAAUUAUGACUACUGCUGCCAACGUUAAUACUCCACCAAUAAAUUCUGCCGCUUCGCCUCCUGCUAGUACUGUUGCUGCUGCCAAUCCUGCUCGUCUUCCUUCAGCAGCUCCUAUUACCCCAGCUAGUACUCAAAAUAUACUCAAUGGUUCGUCAUUGUCAAAUAGUAGUGUUCCAACUCCUCCACCGAUGAGCUUUAGUCCAUUCACUCAAGCUGGCAUUCCACAACCAUCUACUGGUAGUAGUCAUCUUAAUAAUGUCACUGCGAAUGGACAUAAUAAUCUCCAGUCCAGCAAUAAUCAUAUCAAUGUUAACAAUCCAUAUGAAAACGCCCAGACCCAAAGAGUACCCAAUAUUUCCGCCAAUACACCAAUCACCACCAAUCCACUCCAACAACCUCCCUCGGAUCCAAGUGAAACCCUCAACAUGAUGGAUUUAAAAUUAAUGUUUCAUUAUACAUCACAAGUCGCCAGUACAAUCACGGGUGCCGGAAUUUCCGAAACUAAUAUUUGGAAUACUGAUAUACCCAUGUUAGCAUUUGAGCAUCCAUUUUUAAUGCAUUCAUUACUUGCAUUCAGUGCCACUCAUCUUUCAAGAACCGAAAAGGGGUUAGAUCAAUGUGUGACCUGUCAUCGAGGAGAAGCCUUGAGAUUAUUACGUGAGGCAGUAUUGAAUAUUAAUGCAGAUAACACUGAUGCAUUAGUUGCUAGUGCAUUGAUUUUGAUUAUGGAUUCUUUGGCAAAUGCUUCAUUUCCUUCUUCUACUUCACCGAAAUCAUUGCCGGCUUCAGCUUGGAUUUUUCAUGUAAAGGGUGCUGCUACGAUUUUGACUGCUGUUUGGCCAUUGACUGAAGCUCUGAGGUUUUAUAAAUUUAUUCUGGUUGAUUUAGGGGAUUUAGGUGAUAUAAUUAAUCAAAGAGUGAAUUUGGGGAAGAAGAAUUUGGAUGAUACCGAUCGUUAUUAUACUGAUUUAGAAUGUCAUGAUUCUGAUAUUGCUGAUUUAUAUCCUGUUGAAAUUGAUUCACCAUAUUUGAUAACAUUGGCUUAUUUGAAUAAAUUACAUAAAGAAAGAUAUAAAUCCGAUUUUAUAUUAAGAAUAUUUGCAUUCCCGGCAUUAUUAGAUAAAAUAUUUUUAGGAUUGUUGAUGUCUGGAGAUGUUAAAGCUAUGAGAAUUAUGAGAUCAUAUUAUAAGUUGCUUAGAUCAUUUACCACUGAGAUGAAAGAUAAAGUAUGGUUUUUAGAAGGUGUAUCACAAGUACUUCCAGUCAAUGUUGAAGAAUAUGCCGGAGGUGCGGGUGGUAUGCAUAUGAUGUUGGAUUUCUUGGGUGGUGGUCCUGCAAUUGUCGAUGAAGAUUUAGAGGAGGCGAUUAUGCAAUUUGAUCCAAGUGGAUCAUUGAGUAAUAAAUUAAUAGAUACAGAUAAUUUACCAAGUGAAAUUACAAGUAGCUUGGAAGUUAUGCAAGGUGAUAAUGGGUUUAUGAAUAUUAAAUAG